Molecule: messenger RNA, 624 nt
Organism: Fraxinus pennsylvanica
Lineage: Eukaryota; Viridiplantae; Streptophyta; Magnoliopsida; Lamiales; Oleaceae
Source: the annotation of a GenBank genome assembly
AUGAGUUGCAAUGGAUGCCGAGUUCUUCGAAAAGGAUGCAGUGAGAAUUGCAUUCUUCGGCCUUGUUUACAAUGGAUUGAAAGUUCUAUAGCCCAAGGUUAUGCCACUGUCUUUGUAGCCAAGUUCUUUGGCCGUGCGGGUCUCAUGUCCUUCGUUUCCGCAGUCCCAGAUAACCAGAGACCUGCUGUUUUCCAGUCCUUGUUAUACGAAGCUGCUGGAAGAACAGUGAACCCUGUACAUGGCGCAGUUGGGCUAUUAUCAACCGGAAACUGGCAUGUUUGCCAGGAGGCGGUGGAGACCGUCCUCCAAGGCGGCACAUUGCGGCCGAUCUCGCUUGAUGAUGUUUUGGAAUGCACGGCCGACAUCUACAAGCUCCAAAAUCCUAGCCUAAAUUCAAAGCACAAGGUACAAAAGCGCCGUCGUUUACCAGAUGAACUUGGAAAAUUAAUGCAAGUAGCUGAUCUUGAUCUCAGUUUAACAAGUGGGUUUGAGUGGAAAAAGCCCAGCCCUUCAGCUGAGAAGCACGGACUAGGGAGCCCUUCAAUGAAAUCUGAAGAAUCUCUGACCACUACGUGUGAAUAUCAGCUACCAGCUAAACCAAAGCUUCUUAAUUUACUUACUUAG